CUAAAUAGACGUGUUUUUGUACGGCGUUUGCUGUGUCCUCCACACCGUUGAAAGAACCUGGGAUAUAAAGGCUAUCAUUGCCUUCACGUUAGCUAGUAAGCUAAGACAGUCUAUGUGGACAAAGCUGACGCAUGAUGACACCGGCUAUAGCUUACCCUAGGAGGCCAGUAUCCGUCCCCUUCAGAAAACACAAUGGAGACCUCACCCACCUACAACAUAUCCAAGGCCAACACCACCUUCGCUCUGGACCUUUUCAAAAAGCUCAGUGAUGCCGACAAGACCGCCAAUAUCUUCUACUCCCCCUUCAGCAUCUCUUCAGCCCUGGCUAUGGUGAUGCUGGGGACCAGGUGCAACACAUCCACACAGAUGUCAGAGGUCCUGUGUUUUACUGAGAAAGCAAAGGAGGAAGGAGCAGAGACGACGUCAUUUCAGUCACCAAUGCAGUCGCAGAUGCAGACACGGAUGCAGAUACAGACGCAGAUGCAGCAGAGCAGCCGACUGCCACAGUACCUUCGCAAGAUGGUAGCAAAGCCAAAUGAAAAGUGCCUGAAACCUGGGAAGGAAGAAGAUGACGUCCACAAAAGCUUCUCCGAACUUCUGGAAGAGCUGAUAAAGAAAGAUGCGCCAUACGCCCUCAGCCUCGCCAACAGGCUUUACGGACAGCAGUGCGACCAGUUUGUUGAGGAUUUCUUAGCAAAAACCAAAAGUCUCUACCAAGCUGAGCUGGAGUCUGUGGACUUCCAAACCAACGCUGAAGCAGUCAGAGUCAACAUCAACGGCUGGGUGGAGGAGCAGACGCAAGGUAAAAUUAAGGAUCUGCUUGCCGAGGAUAAGGUGGACAGCUCGACCAUUUUGGUGCUGGUCAACGCCAUCUACUUCAAAGGCAACUGGGACAAACAGUUCAAGGAGGAUUCUACUGUUGAUGCUCUGUUUAGAAUGAACAAGAAUGACUCUAAAUCGGUGAAGAUGAUGCAACAGAAAAGUAAAUUUCUUUUCGCCUCCAUUCCCGAGGCCAGCUGCCAGGUCCUGGAGAUGCCUUAUAAAGGGAAGGACCUCAGCAUGCUCAUCUUCCUGCCCAAUGAGAUAGAGGACGACUCAACGGGCCUUGAGAAGCUGGAGAAGGAGCUGACCUAUGAGAAAUUUGUGGAGUGGACUCGCCGAGACAUGAUGGGUGAAAAUGAGGUGGAGGUGAAGCUGCCUCGAUUCAAGAUGGAGGAGUCGUAUGACUUGAAAGAAAUACUGAAGAGCAUGGGCAUGGUCGAUGCUUUUGAUGUCACAAUGAGUGACUUUUCAGGCAUGUCCAAGGCAAACAACCUUGUACUGUCAGAAGUCGUCCACAAGGCUUUCGUAGAGGUCAACGAGGAGGGAACUGAGGCCGCUGCUGCAACUGCUGCCAUCUUGAUGGAACGCGCUUUAUUGAUUCCAGAUACGUUCAUCGCUGACCACCCCUUCCUCUUCUUCAUCCGACACAACUCCACCAUGAGUGUUCUCUUUGCUGGCCGAUACUGCUCCCCUGAGUGAGCGCUACAGCAGAUUAUAAGACAAGUAAAGGGCCCUCACCCCUCAAUAAUUCAAUUAUUUAUAAUAGUUUAAAAAUAAAAUGCAAUUUUUCCUUUUUUCAAUCAUUUUUUGUCUUAAUAACAAAUUUGGUCUAAAAUUGUAUUAUUUCUUCUGUCCAUAUAUGAACCACAAUGUAUGAAAUAAUAUAGUAUUAUUUCUGUCUAUGCAAUCUGAAUAUAAAUCAUGGUGUGUUGACAGUAUGAGAAGAACAAAACAGAAUAAAGGAUCUUGUGUGAA
Eleginops maclovinus (Patagonian blennie) is the source of this 1797-nucleotide messenger RNA. Its product is annotated as leukocyte elastase inhibitor-like. The transcript is spliced from 10 exons. The coding region runs from base 193 to 1521 and encodes 442 amino acids. Gene Ontology annotation, molecular function: serine-type endopeptidase inhibitor activity. Lineage: Eukaryota; Metazoa; Chordata; Actinopteri; Perciformes; Eleginopidae. The record is from RefSeq and is a predicted model, not a curated record.